Messenger RNA from Cyanistes caeruleus (blue tit), 2013 nucleotides. It is a transcript of the gene CCDC62, whose product is annotated as coiled-coil domain containing 62. Lineage: Eukaryota; Metazoa; Chordata; Aves; Passeriformes; Paridae. The record is from RefSeq and is a predicted model, not a curated record.
GUCCCUUCGCUGCGGGGGGCGGAGCUUCCUCCAACGGCGGGCGGUGCCGGGUCGGCGGUAACGGGGGAGCAGCGGUGGAGCCUCCAUGCCGAACGUGACAUCCUCGAAGGGUUCCCGCUUCCACUAAUGCUUGGCAGAGCUCUAGCCCCAGGUCCCCUAUGAGUUCAUCACUGCUGCGUUCUGGUUCGCCCCAGGCAUUUAGCCCCAGUCACAAGAACAGCAUCAUCAGGAGGCAGAGACAGGAACUCAAGCUUUUAAUUGCAGAACUGAAAGAUCGUGACAGGGAGCUCAAUGACAUGGUGGCAGUGCAUGAGAGACACAUCCAGGCCUGGGAAGAUGAUCGCCAAAGAAUACUGACUUUAGCAGAACGAUGCAGCUUAUUAACUAGUGAGCUGAAUGAGAGAAAUGCAGUUAUAAAAUCACUGACCAAAAAGUUAAAGUUAUUAGAAUCCCAGCAUAAUGACAGUAAGAUAACACUUGAAAACACACAAAAGAAAUAUCAAGAGCUCACUCAGAAAAUAACAGAUUCAUCUGUUCACUGCCAGGCUUUGGAGGAGAAAAAUCAGAGUCUCCACUGCUCAAUUUUGGAACUGUCUGCUAAGACAGACCAGCUGCAAGCGAGGGAACAGGAGCUUCUCAAUAUGCUUCAGCUGAAGGACAAGGCCUUACUUGAAACAACUGAUCAGAUGAAUGAGGUUGCAUCUAAAUUUAAAACACUGGAGAGUGUGAUGCGUACAUCAAAGCUGGAGGAAUUCAGUCGCAAUAGAGAACAGCAAGACCUCAGGCUGACACUGAGCGACGUCGUGUUUCAAAUAAAUAAGAUGAGAGAUGUCCUCUCUGAAAAGAUGAAAGAAAGCAGCAAGCACCAGGAAGAAAUCAGUCACCUGAAACAAGAAAAUGGCUGCUUGAGGAGUGAGCUGGUACUGGCAGUGGAGGAAGCACAGAGGAAGGAUCAACUUUAUCAGUUUACCAAGUCUAAGCAAGCACGGAUUGAAAAAGAAUUGUCCAGUUUACGACAGGUCUGUGUAAAACAGCAGCGGGACUUACACUUCCUUCAUGUCAACUUGGAUAGCUCUCAGGAGUCCAGGCAAAAGCAUGAAAAGGCAGCAAGAAGAAGGAGCACAGGGGCCACAUUCUCUGCCUCUGAAGGCCCCAGCGAGACAGACAAGGGUAGGACUGAGGGCAGCCACGGGAUGUGCGAGGAGUGUGGAACUGCACCAGUUCCAGCAAGUAGGGUAAAACCCACCCCUGAGAUGUGUGAAGUAGAUAAUAAUAGACAGUUACUGAAUGCUUCAGACUUGGAGGAAACUACCUCAGCGUUCUUAAACCCGUGUCAAAAAGUUGUGAAAGGCUUGGCCGUCCCUGCGGAAGGAGGAGAAAAGCAGGAUGUUGCAUCAAGCUUUGAUGAGCUAGACAGUGAAAAAUUUUGUGAGGCAAGGCCAUUGAGAAACAGGGAAAUUGGAGAGAAAGGAGUGAAAAGCAGAGACCGAAAAACCUUUGAGGUGUCUUUGCCUUCAUAUGAUCAUUGGCUUAACAUCAAAUCUCGUGUAGAUUUGCAAAGCACUAUGAUCCAGAACAGCACCACGUCUGACCAAACUGAUAAUGGAAACAAAACCUGGGAAGAGAGAUCUGACACUGAGUCAGAUAGCAGAGAGACUUCUGUGACUUGCAAGUCUGAUUCUGAUUCCUGUAUUAAUAAGUUCAUCGUCAAUAAACAUUGGAAGCCACUAUCAGAUCUGGAAUGGCUGGAGAUUUUCAAACCCAAAAAGAGAGAUGGAAAUAUGUGCUGUGGAAAAGAUUACAGCUGUUUCAAGACUGCACAAGAGAUGAAAUGUACCUCCUCAAAAAAGUUAUGAGCUUGUUGCUUUUAAGAAAUAAGCAUAGACUUACAUAGAAAUUUAGGUGUGUAAGCUCUCAGUAUUAUCUCAAGCUAUGUUGAAAGUAAAUGCUGUUUUAAAUUUAGUCUAUUAAGCUGAAAAGUAACAAUUUAAAAUAAAAAUAGCUCUUAAAGUA